Messenger RNA from Paramecium tetraurelia, 794 nucleotides. RefSeq lists its product as uncharacterized. The transcript is spliced from 3 exons. The record is from RefSeq and is a predicted model, not a curated record. Lineage: Eukaryota; Ciliophora; Oligohymenophorea; Peniculida; Parameciidae.
AUUUCAUCAUAUCAAAUAAAAUGUCAUUCACCAACUCAUCAGCUAGCAAUUCUUUAUUAUUUUCAUAAACUUCAAUUAACUACAUCCAAACCCACUUCGACGAAGAAUUGGAAUUACAAGAAUUGGAAGCAGAAAAAGAGAUUUUCGCUUAAAUGUUUCAAACUCAUUAUAACACUACUAACAUGUUCAUCUAGACUGUUUAAGAAUCUGAUAUUUUAAAGUAAACCAAAAAACUGAGAAUCCUUAAACGAAAACUUCGCAAACUGAUGAGAAGUCAAAUAAGUAGAAGAAGAGGCAUGAAUAGUCAAAGGCAGGGAGAGUCUUUAAGUGGAAUGACAGCCUCCAACCAAUCUCAAUAUUAUCCUUAUUACGAGGGUCCAUAUUAUGGUAAUAGUCAUUAAGAAACUGAUAACUCGGAUAUAAAAUCUAUACCAGAACCGAUUAUAAAUCCAGAUAUUAGUAUUAUUUCGUCGUCAUCUACAUUGCAUUCAUCAUCUCAGACCAAGAAGACAGAUGUGAAUAAUGUGGAAGUUUAAAAGAUUGCAGACAAUAAUAGCAAUAUUAUCAAAAAUAAUAACAAUAUUAAUACUACUAAUAAUUAAUGUGAGGGAAUUGUGAAAAGAGCCUUCCAAUAAUAUGACCCAAACGAGUAGUGUUAGUGGUUUUAGCAUUAGUAGUAGUGAAAGACACCCUUCAAACUGGUAGCUGCAGUUAUGAGGGGUUGAAAAAGCCGUGCGUACACUCAAAGAAGUGACAAAGCUUUCAUCAACACCUAUAAAUUAUAAUUUUUCAAA